Arachis duranensis is the source of this 1463-nucleotide messenger RNA. RefSeq lists its product as uncharacterized. The coding region runs from base 78 to 1247 and encodes 389 amino acids. The record is from RefSeq and is a predicted model, not a curated record. Lineage: Eukaryota; Viridiplantae; Streptophyta; Magnoliopsida; Fabales; Fabaceae. The transcript has a single exon.
CCUUAAACCUUAGCUUGUUUACCCGACACACAAACACCACUAUAACAAAACCUGUUCUCUCUUAUUUCCAUUCACAUAUGUACAUGGCGACAAAUAGAGUCCAUGAAAAAUCGGAUCACCACGUGAAAGAAGAGGAAGAUGAAGAGGAAGCAUUGUCGCUUUGUGAUCUUCCGGUAACUUUGAUCCAUCACAAGGUUCAGCAAGACCAACCAAGACCGGACCCUUUCUUAAUUAGGGAAAGGAGGGAAGAACAAGAAGACAACUUCAAUUUCAAUUCACAUGGCGAUUCCUUCUCCAAAGAGCCAGAAAUGUGCGCUGCAGACGAAGUCUUCUUUCAAGGCCAGAUCCUCCCGCUGCACCCAAAAACCAAACCAUCCUCCAAAAUCGACGACGGUAAUGACAAUAUAAAUCAAUUCAAAUCCACGCCUUGCGAAUCAAGGUCGGAGUCCAUGGACCAUGGUUCGGUAGGCGAGUUUCGCAGCAGCAACAGCAGCAGCAGCAGAAGCAGCAGCCUGAGAAGCCAGAACUCAUCAAGCAGCAGUAGCUCCACCACCACCAAAACCAAAUCCAAACCCAAAAUUCGAAACCAAUUCCACACAAUUCCAAGUCCUAAACCCCAAUUAAGACAGUCGAAUUCCCUUCCAAGAAAUUCAGUUAGUUCUCAAGGUCGCAAAUCGUCGUCAGCAUGGGAGUUUUUCCGUUUAGGCGUGUUCCCUGCACCGGAGAUAGGACUCCAUGACAUAAAGACCCGAAACAAUAACGGUAACAGAAAUUCCGUUAGUCGCAAUAGCAGUAGCGGUAGUAGCAACAACCGUAGCCCUUCCUUGAACUCUACAACAAAAAGUAAUACUAAUAAUCAUGUGAUGAAACAGUUUGUUGGCAAAGGCGGUGGUAUAUUCAGUGGUUGCAGUUGUUCCGUGGAAACCGUUGCGCGAUUCAACACGCGCAAAGGCGGUGCUGGUGGGGUUGGUGGUAAUAAUAAUAAGAAUAAGAAUAAGAAUAAAGGAUCCAACAAACAAGAAAGUGAAACGCACGCUGCGAAAGAAAAGGUGUUGGCCGAGUUGAAAAACAAAAAGAAGAUGGAGAACAGGGAAAAGAAGCAGCAAUUGAAGACAGUGGUGAUGUCACGUCGUCGUCUUAGAACGUUUGAAUGGCUAAAGGAGCUACAUGCAAUAAGCAAUGAUAGUAGUGUUGAGGAGAGGGCUUUGUUAUCAUCAUCAUCAUCAUCAUCAUCAUCAUCGAAUUAAUUGAUCAUGCCAUGUCAUGAAUGUUAAUGCUGUGGGGCGUGCUCGAUCGCAUGCUUUUAGUUUAAUCUUUUAGAUUAGAUUAGAUUAGAUUAGGUUAGAUUAUUUGAUUAUGAGUUUGUGGAUGUAGCUUUUGCUUUCCUUUAUUUUGAAUUGAAUUUAUAAUAUUGUUGUAGUGCAGGCUCUGUAAUCUAUAUUUCUUACUUUCUCGUGAGAAAG